GCAGACGCGAGGUGGAGGGGGCGGGGAGAGGAAGUUGGACGAUGAUGGCGGCGGUAGCGGGAACGUCCGCGGUGCUGCGGCGAUACGUGGUGGCCCCGGCGGGGCAACAUAGCGCCUCUCUGAUCAUGCUGCACGGUUCAGGUGAUUCUGGCCAAAGAUUCAGAGGAUGGAUCAACCAAGUUUUAAAUCAUGACUUAGUUUUUCAGCACAUCAAAAUUAUUUAUCCAACAGCUCCUUCCAGGCCAUAUACACCGAUGAAUGGAGGACUCUCCAAUGUGUGGUUUGACAGAUAUAAAAUAUCAAAUGAUUGCCCAGAACACCUUGAAUCUAUUGACUCAAUGUGCCAAGUACUUACAGAUUUGAUUGAUGAAGAAGUAAAAAAUGGCAUAAAGAAGAAUAGGAUACUAGUUGGAGGAUUUUCAAUGGGUGGAUGCAUGGCACUGCAUUUAGCAUUUAGGAAGCAUCAUGAUUUAGCUGGAGUAUUUGUACUUUCUAGUUUUCUCAAUAAAACAUCUGCUGUUUAUCAGGCUCUUCAAAAGAAUGAAGGUACACUUCCUGAAUUAUUUCAGUGCCAUGGCACUACUGAUGAGUUAGUUCUUCAUUCAUGGGGUGAAGAGACAAAUUCAAUUUUGAAAUCAUUGGGAGUAAGCACAACAUUUCAUAGCUUUCCAAAUCUUUAUCAUGAGCUAAGCAGAAGUGAGCUAGAAAAAUUAAAGUCUUGGGUUCUUGAGAAGCUACCAAAAGAAAUAGAAAAACCAAAUUAAUAAAUCAAGUAUUUAUGUUUUUAAAUUGUAUGUAUUUGUGAUGUCCUUAUUAUGAGUAGUAAACUUUGCUGUCAAAAUGUUGUAUAAGCAGUUAUGACUCCAAUUAAACUUUUAAAACUGAUAUCAUGUGUCUAAUCUAAAA
Messenger RNA from Phascolarctos cinereus (koala), 906 nucleotides. It is a transcript of the gene LYPLAL1, whose product is annotated as lysophospholipase like 1. Gene Ontology annotation, biological process: protein depalmitoylation. Gene Ontology annotation, molecular function: palmitoyl-(protein) hydrolase activity; carboxylic ester hydrolase activity. The record is from RefSeq and is a predicted model, not a curated record. Gene Ontology annotation, cellular component: cytoplasm. Lineage: Eukaryota; Metazoa; Chordata; Mammalia; Diprotodontia; Phascolarctidae.